CAUUUCCCGACCACGUCCAUUCAACGCGCCAGAAAUUUCGGCGAUAUUUGAGUGAAACAUUAUACUUCAUUUUCAAUCUAAUAUAAGAACUACAGAUACUGUUUACGAACGACCAAUGGCGAGCGAAACACACGUUCCAGCGUGGAAGAAACUGGGUCUCAAGCUCAAAUAUGCCAAAGAGACUCCGGAGCAACAAAAUGACAAGAAUAUGGAAGUAGCAGAGGAGCCGGUGAAGAAAUCGGAGAAGGAAGACAAAAAGGAGAAGAAAAAGAAGAGGCGAUUGGAAGAGACCGAGGAAAAGGGAGAAUCCGCUGGGGCCGACGAGGAAUCUUCAAAGAAAAAGAAGCAGAAGAAGGAAAAGAAGGUCUCUUUUUCUGCAGAGACCAAGGAUGAGGAUGGUAGUGAUGAUGAGGACAAGAAGGAAAGCGAAGAUGCUGCGUCCAAUGGUGACAAUGAAGAUGCGCAAACGGAGGAAAAGCCCGGCGCGGAAGAAAAGCGAAAGAGAAUGAAGGAAAAGAGGGACAAGAAGAGGCAGCAAGAAGCGCAAGACCAAGCACCCCCGGACCCGUCCAAUAUCUACGAAUCGCCCAUUCUCCAAUACCUGGGCCUCUACCAUCAGAACCGGGCCGCAUGGAAAUUCCAGAAGAACCGCGAAACUCAGUUGUUCAAGCACAUUCUCGAGCCGGAGCGCGUACCUACGGAAUACAAUGCUGCCCUCCUCUCAUAUCUUCAAGGACUGAGGGGAGAGGCUGCCCGGCAACGAUUGAGUCAAUCUGCAGAAGAAAUUAUCAAGACUGAAAUGGAAGAACAGAUUGCGAAGGAGAAUGCAGAGGAAGCACCCAAGGAGGAGAAUCCUAUGGCCGAAUACUACAAAGCUGUCGAAUCAUUCCGGAAAGGGUUAUCGCUGGGCAAUGGCGAUUUGAAUAGCAUCGACGCCUUGGACAAAGCGCAAAACGUGACUGGCGAUAUGCGCAAGAGACUCGAGAAGAGAUUACGAGCGGAAGUGAUAACGUUCACCAUCAACGGCAAACUGGUCUACGUCCAGAAACCGAAGCCUUCGAAGAAAGGAAAGCCUGAGCAACAACAAGCUGAAGCUCCUGCGCAAAAGAAGAAGAAGAACCGUACCGCUGUAAUUGAUAUCUCCAGUAGCAGUGAGAGUGACAGCGACAGUUCGAGUGAUAGCGACAGUGACAGUGACGACGGGAAGCCCCCACAAAAAAGCAAGUCUGCUAAAAAGCAACAAAAUGAAAAGCAGUCAGAGACUCCCACCAAGAAAAAGAAAAGCCGAACUGCGGUUGUGGAUAUCUCGAGCAGCAGCGAAAGUGACAGCGAUAGUUCAAGUGACAGCGAAAGUGAUAGCGAAAGCGGCGGCGGCAAGAAGAAAGCCAAUACAACGAGACGCGACGAAGACUCGUCUUCCAGCAGCGACAAUGAUUCUGAUAGCUCUAGUUCGAGUGAUUCCGCAUACGAUAGACAUAUCACGAUUUUCUCGGACCAGGGUCGUCUGUACCAAGUCGAAUAUGCGUUCAAGGCUAUCACCUCGUCAAAUAUCACCUCCCUUGGAAUCAGAGGAAAAAACUGCGCCGUGGUCAUCUCUCAGAAGAAAGUUCCCGAUAAAUUGAUCGACCCCGAUUCCGUUUCACACGUCUUCAAAAUUUCGCCUUCCGUCGGCUGCGUUAUGACCGGUUCCAUUGCCGAUGCCCGAGCCUCUGUCGACCGUGCCCGUGGAGAGGCUGCUGAGUUCCGAUACAAGUUUGGUUAUGAGAUGCCUUGUGAUGUUCUGGCAAAGCGUUUGGCCAACAUCAACCAGGUCUACACACAGAGGGCGUACAUGCGUCCACUAGGUGUUGCCACGACCCUGAUCUCUUUGGAUGUUGAGAAGGGAUCCCAACUCUACAAGUGCGACCCUGCUGGAUACUAUGUCGGAUACAAAGCGACUGCGUCCGGGCCCAAGCAACAGGAGGCGUUUAACCACCUGGAGAAGAAGCUGAAGAACAAGGACUACGCCGAUGGUAACUGGGAGGAAGUCGUUGAGCUGGCCAUCACAGCCCUCAGCAAUGUGUUGAGCGUGGACUUCAAGAAGCAUGAAUUGGAGCUGGGUAUCGUGGGCGGCCCACGAAAGGACGGCAAGGAAGGGAUAGAUCCUAGUUUCCGGGCUUUGACGGAGGACGAGAUUGACGAGCGGUUGCAGGCCAUCGCCGAAAAGGAUUGAGUAGUUUUAUUUUUCUUUUUAUCAUCCGAUUAUCUUUUAUUCAUGGAUUGUUAAGACCCAAGACGAUGAUAGUAUAUGAAUGUCCAUCUUCUCGCACGAUCUCGGUCCCUUGCAAAUACAUCUCGGACGACAAAUUUUAAAUGGUAUGGAUAUAGAAAAUUAAACAAUUACAUGAGUGGCGACAUGAUAGGUUCAUCACAAGCUGUGCUGAGCUUCCCAACAAAUCCAGAUGCAAUAUCUUUUACAGGGGUACUGCUUGCCGAUUUGGGUCAAGAUGAUGCUGUGAUACCGGGGAACUUCGCCACCGAUAGGGCCAUGACAGCCACCGG
This is a messenger RNA of Aspergillus ruber CBS 135680, 2541 nucleotides long. RefSeq names its product proteasome core particle subunit alpha 1 (gene prs2). The record is from RefSeq and is a predicted model, not a curated record. Gene Ontology annotation, biological process: ubiquitin-dependent protein catabolic process. The transcript has 5 exons. Gene Ontology annotation, cellular component: proteasome core complex; proteasome core complex, alpha-subunit complex; nucleus. Bases 116 to 2212 code for a protein of 698 amino acids. NCBI's taxonomy places the organism in Eukaryota, Fungi, Ascomycota, Eurotiomycetes, Eurotiales, Aspergillaceae.